Molecule: messenger RNA, 738 nt
Organism: Emericellopsis cladophorae
Lineage: Eukaryota; Fungi; Ascomycota; Sordariomycetes; Hypocreales; Bionectriaceae
Product: Inositol phosphorylceramide synthase regulatory subunit-like protein
Exons: 2
Coding region: 1-738 (245 amino acids)
Biological process (GO): inositol phosphoceramide metabolic process
Cellular component (GO): Golgi membrane; inositol phosphoceramide synthase complex
Molecular function (GO): inositol phosphoceramide synthase regulator activity
Source: RefSeq, a predicted model, not a curated record
AUGUCGAGAUUUACGAGCCUGUACCUCAGGGUACCGCGUCCCAGGACGAUGUUCGGCAUCAUCAGCCUCCAGACGGCGACCGAGCUGGUCUGCCUCGCCCUCGCUUUCAACAAGGUCACCGGCGUCUAUGGCCUCCUCGCGAUCCUGACCGGAUACCAGCUGUCGCUGAUGCAACUGUCGACGUACCUGUACUCUAUCGCUGUCCUGGUCGCACUGGUGUAUCUCAUGCCGCACAUUCGACGGCAGUCGCCCGUGGAGUGUCUCGCGCUCGCAUGGCUGUACAUGUCAGACACGCUGCUCACAAUAUUUUCUACGGUAGUCUUUGGUCUGGAGUGGUACUUUGCCAGCGGCGCGAGCGAGAACCCGGAGAACAUUCCUGCGAUGGUCAAGGAGGGUGUGGAAACGCUGCAGAAGGAAGCGGCCCAGCACGGCUCUGCCGUGGCGCAGGAGACGGCAUUUAGCAUGGCCAUGAUCGCGACGCUGACGCUCGUGCGCGUGUACUUUGGUUUUGUGGUCAUGGCAUUUGCGCGCGAGGUUGUUCAGCGCCACAUGCAGAUUGUGGUGAUGGAGGCGCCGGUGUACGUGGACCAGACUUCGGACGGGCCAUUCGGCGAAGGUCUUCCCGAUGGCGAGGGUCGUAGGGGACGCCUCGGACGCAUGAUGGUCAGGUACGGCAAUGGCUAUUGGCUGGACCAGGACGAGAUCCGCGAAGGCAGCCACAAGUUGGAGCAUGCAUGA